CAAAUAGUAUCCCAUAUUAGGAUCAAUUUGCCACACAUAGUAAUCCAUCUGUCACCUUUUUCCCUCAAUGCUCUAAUUUUGGUCACUCUUUCCAUCCUUGGUGGUCUCUUUCUCUCUCUCUGCAAAAUCCUAAUCCCUUCCAACAUCAAAAUAGUUGUUGUUUCUGUUUGUGUUUUUUUUUUAAUAUAUAUAUAUAUAUUUAUUUUUUUUGUGUGCUGCAUAUAAAUUAAGAACCCUCUUUUGGGAGGUGUCCUUCUUUUUCAUGCCCAUCUUUCCCCUAAUGCUGGUGGUGGGUUCAGUUUUUUGGUGAGGAAGGAUAAUAAAGAAGGAAGCUUUUUUUUGUGUGAGAGAAGGAAGAGGAGAAAAGAAGGCAUGGGGAGAGGGAAGAUUGAGAUUAAGAAGAUUGAGAAUUUGAACAGCAGACAAGUUACCUUCUCCAAGAGGAGAAAUGGGUUGUUGAAGAAGGCCAAAGAGUUGUCUGUUCUCUGUGAUGCAGAGGUUGCUGUCAUCAUAUUCUCCAGCACUGGCAAGCUUUAUGAGUUCUCAAACACAAGCAUGGAGCAUACCCUUUCGAGGUACAGUAAAGGCGCAGAAUCAGAUUCUGCAGAGCAACCUAUUGAUGUGCCCCCAACAGAUGUUAUGGCUGUGGAGCCUGAUACUAACCUUUUGAUGGAGGAAAUAACAAAGCUUCGAUCAGCAUACUUAAGGAUGAUGGGUAAGGAGCUUGAUGGAUUGAGCCUUAAAGAACUGCAACAACUAGAAAAUCAACUAAGUGAAGGGAUGCAAUCUGUCAAAGACAAGAAGGAACAAGUACUUGUGGAACAGCUUAGGAAGUCCAGGAUACAGGAGCAAAAGGCCAUGCUGGAAAAUGAAGUUCUGCGCAAACAGCUUGAGGAAAUACAAAAUAAAACAAAGUCACAGUUCCUUGAAUUCAGCUCUUUGGAUAGGACAUUUUCCAAGAAUGGUUCAAAAUCCCUUUUCAAUUGUGCUUCAGAGGAAAAUGACCUUUCAGAUACUUCCUUGCAGUUAGGGUUGUCAACAGAUUAUGGUCGCCAGAGGAAAGCAUUGAAGAUGGAACCUUGCAACGACUCAGGGAGUCAAGUGGCUUCACAUUGACAUUUUAGUACUGAAAGCUUACCUUUAGAACAUGGGAAACAUGGCCUAGUUCUUUAUCUGGUCACAUUAAGUUUAGCUUAUAGAAAUAGUUUAGGCUAAAUUUAAUAAAUUUAUAUUUAGUUCACAAAUUUUUGGCUUUCACCAGCGUUUGAUUGCUAAAUUAGGUGUAAGUUUACAUGCUAAAUGACUCACCCUAUUGAAAUACUUUAGUCAUUUAGUUCAACCAAACGGUUUUCAGGUUAUUAAGAUGGUUGAUUAGAUAAAAA
This is a messenger RNA of Glycine soja, 1382 nucleotides long. RefSeq names its product agamous-like MADS-box protein AGL18. Bases 373 to 1116 code for a protein of 247 amino acids. NCBI's taxonomy places the organism in Eukaryota, Viridiplantae, Streptophyta, Magnoliopsida, Fabales, Fabaceae. The transcript has 8 exons. Gene Ontology annotation, molecular function: RNA polymerase II cis-regulatory region sequence-specific DNA binding; DNA-binding transcription factor activity, RNA polymerase II-specific; protein dimerization activity. The record is from RefSeq and is a predicted model, not a curated record. Gene Ontology annotation, biological process: positive regulation of transcription by RNA polymerase II. Gene Ontology annotation, cellular component: nucleus.